CGACUUGCAAACCGAAUUCAUUCAAACAGCCUCCCAGAUUUCAACGUUGACCUUGACGAGAGACAGUGAGACCUCAUCCGCCCGUUUUGAAAGGAAUACAUACCCCGACCUUCAAAGGAGUCCAACAAUGGCGUCGACAAAACUCAACGACUUGGCCACCACCUUCCAAAAUCUUCACCGCCCAGGCAAACCGGUGAUUCUGGCCAACGUUUACGACGGAGCGUCCGCUUCGGCGGUCGCGCCACUCGAGUCGUGUUCGGCCGUGGCCACGGCCUCCUACGCCGUCGCCAAGGCCGCCGGGGUCGAGGACGACGAUUUGACGCUCGACCAAAACCUGGCCGCCGUCCGGGUCGUGGCCAAGGUGGUGGCGCGACACGGCAACAAACCGUUGACGGCGGACUUCCAGGACGGGUACGGAGAUAGAUUGGUCGAAGCCGUCACUUCAAUCGUCGAGGCCGGCGUGGUGGGGAUCAACAUUGAAGAUUGUGACAAGGAAACGCAGCGGAUGAUGCCCGCUGAUGUCGCCGCGGGACGCGUGUCGCUGGUCAUGAAAACGGCCAGAGACCUCGGCGUCCCCAAUUUUGUCGUCAACGCCCGUUGCGACACCCUGGUCCGCGGCGGGGAGAUGGACGAGGUCAUCGCCAGGGGGGAGAAAUAUCUCGAGGCCGGAGCCACCACGGUCUUUGUCUGGGGAGGCAGCCGGCGUGGCGUGAGUCGAGCCGAGGUUGAGAGAAUGACCGAAGCAUUCGACGGUCGACUGAGCGUGUCCUACAAAUGGAGUCACGACGGAUUGAGCAUCAAGGAGUUGGCCGAGAUUGGUGUGGCGAGAAUCAGUGUCGGCCCGAGGAUUCAAAUGUUCGCCAUGGAAGAGGUUGCAAAGAGGGCCGAAGAGUUGUUGAAGCAGGGGGAUGUUUAGUUUUGGUUUUUGGUGGUUGAUUCGAAAUCUCGAUUUGCACACAGAGACUUGCACAAACACCUACAUACAGACGUACGAAUAGUCUUGGGUAUUGC
This is a messenger RNA of Exophiala oligosperma, 1011 nucleotides long. RefSeq lists its product as uncharacterized. Gene Ontology annotation, molecular function: catalytic activity. The transcript has a single exon. NCBI's taxonomy places the organism in Eukaryota, Fungi, Ascomycota, Eurotiomycetes, Chaetothyriales, Herpotrichiellaceae. The coding region runs from base 128 to 916 and encodes 262 amino acids. The record is from RefSeq and is a predicted model, not a curated record.